Messenger RNA from Colletotrichum gloeosporioides, 201 nucleotides. RefSeq lists its product as uncharacterized. Bases 1 to 201 code for a protein of 66 amino acids. The transcript has a single exon. NCBI's taxonomy places the organism in Eukaryota, Fungi, Ascomycota, Sordariomycetes, Glomerellales, Glomerellaceae. The record is from RefSeq and is a predicted model, not a curated record.
AUGUCUUCCAACACUGGAGGGCGCACAUCGAGCAGCUCAUCCAGUCAGACACGCUACACCUCUUACGCUUCGUCGUCUAGCCCCUCAGACAGAUUCUACGCCACCGGGCAGCCUACAGGCAGAUCAUCCCAGUCAAUGGCCGGCCAGAUGGCUGCGUGGGACCGACAGUGGAGCAGUGCCAGCAGUGGUGGUCGUCGUUGA